Molecule: messenger RNA, 903 nt
Organism: Drosophila obscura
Lineage: Eukaryota; Metazoa; Arthropoda; Insecta; Diptera; Drosophilidae
Product: mitochondrial import inner membrane translocase subunit Tim21
Exons: 3
Coding region: 76-798 (240 amino acids)
Biological process (GO): protein import into mitochondrial matrix
Cellular component (GO): TIM23 mitochondrial import inner membrane translocase complex
Source: RefSeq, a predicted model, not a curated record
ACAGCUGUUUUCAAUUAUUAAUUCUUAUAAAACUGCUAUUAUUUACUCUCUUGGCCAUUGAUUUUGGUUUAAACAAUGUCACGAUUAGCUUUAUUGCGCAAUUUAGUCUUCCAUAGGCAGAAACUGCUGCCCAAAGCAGUGGCGCGUCUGCAAUGUGCGGCAUCGUUGCAUAUGACCCGCUGCCUGAAGCAGGAAGCGACGCCCGGCAGUGGUGGAGGCGCUCUACAGCAGUCCAAGGGUGGCACCGAUGUGUCCACGGAUGUGAGGCCCAUUGGCGAGAAGAUCAAGGAGAACACCAAAACGGCCAGCUAUACGGCGAUAAUUUUGGCAGGUCUGGGUGUGACCGGCAUCAUGUUUUACGCCAUUUUCCGCGAGCUCUUCUCCAGUGAAAGCCCCAACAACAUCUAUGCCGAUGCCCUGAAACGUGUGGUUGAUGAUCACCGGGUGCAGGAUGCCAUUGGAGCACCCAUCAAAGGCUUUGGCGAGACAUCGCGUCGCGGACGUCGCCAGCAUGUGGCGCACUCCAGCUACGAGCGACAGGGAAAGCCACAUAUGAGGAUGCAGUUUUAUGUUCAGGGCGUUAGGAACAAGGCCACCGUGCAGCUGGAAUCGAGAAGGUCUUGUACAGGUAAACUGGAGUAUCGCUAUCUGUUUGUGCAAUUGGAUCAUUAUCCCCGUACCACCAUUGUGCUGGAAGACAAUCGCGCCCUUGAUUCUAUACCCGAGCCAGAGACUGCCCAUGCCACAUCUUCUUCGUUUGGAAGCCUGGCCCUUUUGUCCAAUAGUCAGGACAAAUAGGGGAUUUAUUAUUCGGUUCUGUUAACACUUCUGCACUGCACUUAAAUUCUCUGUAUAGUUGUUAUAUUUAUUAUUUGACUGACAAUGAAAAUCCCGUUGGAAAAA